Punica granatum (pomegranate) is the source of this 1247-nucleotide messenger RNA. Lineage: Eukaryota; Viridiplantae; Streptophyta; Magnoliopsida; Myrtales; Lythraceae. The record is from RefSeq and is a predicted model, not a curated record.
AGCCAGCAACAACAAAUAUAACAAAAACACAUCUCCAAGAUCCUCAAAGUCUCUCCAUGGCUCAUGACUACGCACCGCCAUCGAUAGGAUCGGAUUUCCAUAACCUCCGAACACCACCGAUUCCCAGUUUCCUGGAAAUGGAUCCAAGCAUGGAUCACUUUCACUUCACGGAUCAGCUGAAUAAUCCUACACCAACAACCACUAUCCUAGACGCAUCAUCAGUUAUCCUCCCUUCAACCUUAAACUUCCAGAAUCAUCCCAUGAUUUUCCCUGAGUUUGCGGGAAGCUUGGCGGACACUUUUCCUGGAAUAGUGUUCCACCCAGCCGGAGAGCAGGUUCCGGGGCUUGCUCCCCACACGGUGCCAGCGAUGGGAAAUGAUCAGCUCUGCGAGUCGAGAAAGAGGAAGGCUGCUGAUGCUUCCGAGAGCAGCUCCGGGGUCUCGUCCCAUUCUCCACCUGCUUCUGGUUUGGGGGCUAAGCGGAAGACCGGCUCGGGAAGAUCAAAGAGGAUGAAGAACAGUGAGAAAGUAGAAGAACAUCAAGAAGAGAAACGAAAGGAAGUGGUCCAUGUCAGAGCUCGAAGAGGACAAGCCACUGAUAGCCACAGUUUAGCCGAAAGGGUGAGAAGAGGGAAAAUCAAUGAGAGGCUCAGAUGCUUGCAAGACAUUGUCCCAGGAUGUUACAAGACGAUGGGGUUGGCAGUGAUGCUGGAUGAGAUAAUUAACUAUGUGCAGUCCUUGCAGAAUCAGGUUGAGUUCCUAUCAAUGAAGCUCACAGCAGCAAGUUCAUUCUAUGACUUCAACUCAGAGUCAGAUGCUAUUGACAAAAUGCAGAGGGCAAUGGCAGGGGAAGCAAAAGAGUUGCAGAGGAUGGCUAGAGAAGGGAGCAAUGGAUCAGGACAUCAAUCUAAUAACUUCCACUCAACAUCAUCACCAUGGCACCCCUAAGGCUGGCUUACUACAUCUAUGGUUUCCCAAUUGCCAAUACAAACAGAUCAAGAAGAAGAAGAUUAAUUAGUCUUCAAGAUUACAUAUAUAUAUCUUUUCACACCAUGAGAAAGAUUCAUUCUUGUAACCUUAACCUCAUUAAUUUGAGGGCAUUUGAUCAUAUACAGAAGUAAAAAAGGGGAAAGAACAACUUUAAUUGUGUAUGGAGUUGCUCGGUCGUGUUAUCGGUUUUUACUCGCUAGGUUAAGAUUAUUAGGCGUGUUUGUCGAUAUGUUGUAUUAAUUGAGAAGAUUACGUACA